This is a messenger RNA of Cucurbita pepo subsp. pepo (vegetable marrow), 2559 nucleotides long. RefSeq names its product Noc2p family (gene RBL). The record is from RefSeq and is a predicted model, not a curated record. Gene Ontology annotation, biological process: ribosomal large subunit biogenesis. Gene Ontology annotation, cellular component: nucleolus; Noc2p-Noc3p complex; Noc1p-Noc2p complex. NCBI's taxonomy places the organism in Eukaryota, Viridiplantae, Streptophyta, Magnoliopsida, Cucurbitales, Cucurbitaceae.
CUUCCCUCGACAGUCGCCGGGCUAACGAGUUUUGCCUCCUCUUCCUCUGAAAUUUCCCCUCCCAGCCACCAACGUGCUUACAGGAGUUCCGACAAGAGGAGUUGAAUUCUGGUGUUGAUUCUUCGUACUACAGCAACGAAAUGGGGAAGCUCGGGAAGAAAGCAAGGAAGUUCGCGAAGAAAAAUCUUCAGACUGUGCUCAAAAGGAAGCGGAAACUGAAGUCUAUGUUCAAAAAGAAAGCUCCGUCAAAACAGAUCAAGGACGGUGUUGAAAAUCAAAAGGACGAUGCAUCGAAGCUCCACAGUCGAAUGAAUGGUGAAUCUGAUGCAAACGACAAUGUUUCUUUGGAUGCUAUUUUCAGUGAAGAUGAAUAUGAUAUGCUUGAAAAUGAUUCUGACAGCGAUGGAUACAUCUCAGAGGAAUUAAGCUCGUUUAACACUGCUGAAAAUGGAAUUGACAAUAAUUCAGAAGGCGGCACUGACAUGGUUAGUCCCAACCAUUUAUCGGAUCAGAACAAAGAAAUUCUUUCAGAACUCACAAAGAAAGCAAAGCAAUUGAAUAGGUUGAAAGAAAAGGAUCCAGGAUUCUUGAAGUUUCUGGAAACCAAUAAUAAGGCAGUUACGCCUUUCAGAGACGAAGACGCUAGUUCUGAUGAGGAAACCAUCAAUGAUGAUGGUCUAAAUCGAGAAGAACAGAGCAAUAGUUCUAAUAAAGGCUUUUUGCUGAGUAGCUCUGUUGUCGAUUCCUUGUGUGAUCAAGUUAAGAACAAGCAUGAUUUGUCUCUUCUUACCAGUCUAAUAAACGGGUAUCGAGCUGCGUGUCACUAUGGAUCUGAAGCAGCAAGCAAUGUAGAUGCUGUCAGAUGUUAUAAAAUUGGAAACAGUGAAACUUUCUCCAAGAUAUUAAUCUUCACACUCGGUGAGGCUGACAAUUUAUUUAGGGAGCAUCUAGGACUCACGAACUCCAGAGUGAAGAAGGAGACAAUUUUAGAAAUGAAAAACACCCAAAAAUGGAAAGCGGUCAAGCCUUUAAUCAAGUCAUAUUUAAGGAGUUGCUUAUUUCUCUUGAAUGACGCUUCAGAAACUGAGAUAUUGAGGUUCGCCUUGGCUCAAAUAAGAGCAUCCAUAAUAUUUUUUGCAGCUUUCCCUUCUCUACAGCGGCGGCUCAUCAAGAUUGCAGUACAUUUGUGGGCGACUGGUGAAGGAACGCUCUCGUCCCUCUCAUUUCUCAUAAUACGAGACUUGAGUUCUAUGCUUGGUUCUAAUGGCUUCGACUCCUGCUGGAUUAAAAUGUACAAGGCUUUCAUUGCUAACAGCAAAUUUGCAGAGCCGAUUCUGCAUAAACAUAUGCAAUUUCUGAGAGACUCCUUUGUUGAGUUAUGCUCUCUUGAUGUCCAUAGAACUACUACUAGAGCCAAGGCUUCAAUCCAGCAACUUACAAAGAUACUGCAUCAGGGUUUACGAACAAAGAAGAAAGAAGCUGUCAAGAUGAUGUGCAGUUGGCAAUAUAUCAAUUGCAUUGAUCUCUGGGUCAAGUUCAUUGCUGCAAAUUUCCAGGAUUAUGAUUUCCAAACACUGCUCUAUAAUAUUAUUCAGAUUAUAAAUGGAGUGGCCGUAUUGUUUCCUGGUCCUAGAUAUCUACCUUUAAGAGUUAAAUGCAUUCAGUGGUUGAAUCAUCUUUCCAGCUCCAGUGGGAUUUUUAUUCCUGUUGCAUCAACAGUGUUGGAUAUUUUGGAACAUAUACCCGGCAAGGAGAGCAAGAAUCCAGGAGCUCACUUCAACCACUUGUCUGCCCUACAGCUGCCAAAAAAUUGGUUGAAGUCGCGGAACUUUAUGGAGGAAUGUGUUUUAUCUUCCAUUGAGCUUCUUUCAGCUCACUUUGCUCAAUGGAGCUACAGUAUAUCUUUCCCUGAACUUGCUACUAUUCCACUUACUCAACUCAAGAAGUUUCAUGCGACAACUACAACCGAGAACCUCAAGCGAUUGGUAAAGCGUUUUAUUGAUCAGGUUGAGCAGAAUAUCGACUUCGUGCAAAAAAAGAGAAAUGAAGUCUCAUUUUCACCCAAAGAUCAGCAAGCUGUUGAAUCAUUUCUUCAGCUAGAGAAAUGCAACAGCAACGCUCCGUUUACACAAUAUUACAAAAGCGUAUUGGACAAAGCUGCAUCCAGGCAUAUGUCUCUGGAUAAAAAGUUACCUGGAGCCAACAAGAACAAAAAGAAAAGACAACAGCUUGAAAACAACAACCAAAUUGAAUCGGCUACUAAUGGCAAAGUACAGCCCGAGAAGAAACGAGCGAAAAAGAGGAAAACUUGAGGACUCGUUGGUGGUCGUGUUCAUUUUCUAAUACGAGGUAACAGGUUUUUAUCAGUCAUCUUUCUCCAAAUAUUGUGAGAUUUUUUAGCCCUUUGGUAAUUUCAGAAAUCGAUCUAUAUCACAUUAAUCAGGAGCCAACAAGUUAGAUAUUAGAAUUGUACUUUUAGAUUAGUUAGGGCAUUGAAAUUCAUUGUCUUUGGGGUAAUAUCAAUUUUGUUUACAAGUCAUCCUUCAUAUCUUUUAUAUC